This is a messenger RNA of Nicotiana tabacum (common tobacco), 1646 nucleotides long. Its product is annotated as ACT domain-containing protein ACR9. Lineage: Eukaryota; Viridiplantae; Streptophyta; Magnoliopsida; Solanales; Solanaceae. The record is from RefSeq and is a predicted model, not a curated record.
CGAAACAAUAGAAUACCUGCUAAAAUAACCAGAAAACCUGCUUCACCCGAAAAUUGCUAAUCAUUGAACGUUCCAGUAUUGUUUUCUGCAAAUUCUGAAAACUAGCCAAGGUGGCCAUUUACUUUUUUCUUUUCCGGUUAAAAUUCCGGCAUGGGAUUGCCGACAGACGACGCCGUAGUGAUUCAGAAAGGGAAGAAGCCUGGUGAACCUGAGUAUGUAAUUACAGUGAAUUGUCCGGAUAAAACCGGCCUCGGCUGUGAUAUUUGCAAUACUAUUCUCGAUUUUGGUCUCUACAUUAUCAAAGGAGAUGUUUCAACAGAUGGGAUAUGGUGCUAUGUGAUAUUAUGGGUGGUUCCUCAUGCUUCCUCACCUAUGGUAAGGUGGGCGAAUUUGAAGGAGCGCCUUCUAUCAGUAUGCCCGUCAUGUUCUGUUUCAUUCUAUUUGAACCAACCAUCUCCGCCUGCCACUUCUUCUCCUGCAUACCUGCUGACAUUUUGCAGCCGCGACCGAAGAGGAUUAUUGCAUGAUGUUACCCAAGUUCUCUGUGAGCUUGAGCUUACCAUCCAAAGGGUAAAGGUGACAACAACUCCAGAUGGUCGUGUGCUGGACCUUUUCUUCAUAACAGACAACUUGGAGCUCUUACACACAAAAGAGAGGCAAGAUGAGAUGUACAAGCAGUUGCAUGCUGUUCUGGGCCAAUCAUUUAGUUGUGAGCUUCAGUUAGCAGGCCCACAGUAUGACAACGUGCAAUGUGUCUCUUCUCUUUCUCCAUCAGUUGCUGAGGAACUAUUUAGGUGUGAACUAUCAGAUAAUGAAUUUCACACACAGGCUCUUAGCCCAGAUAUGAUUAAUUUGAAGAGGGCUAGUGUGACAAUAGAUAAUUCGAUGAGCCCCGCGCAUACAUUACUUCAGAUUGGUUGUGUUGAUCACAAGGGUUUUCUUUAUGACAUUAUGCGCACAUUGAAAGACUGCAAUAUUCUGAUUGCUUAUGGUCGAUUUUCACCAGUUAAUAAGGGUCAGAGGGAAUUAGACCUUUUUAUUCGGCAGAAGGAUGGGAAAAAGAUUGUGGAUCCAGAUAAACAAGAUGUUCUUUGUUCCCGCUUAAAACUGGAAAUGCUUCAUCCUCUACGUGUAAUCAUCACAAAUCGUGGGCCAGAUACUGAACUUUUGGUUGCUAAUCCUGUGGAGCUAUCUGGAAAGGGCAGACCAAGUGUCUUCUAUGACGUUACACUGGCAAUGAAGACCCUAGGGAUCUGCAUCUUCUCGGCGGAAAUUGGAAGGCAUUGUACAAGUGAUCACGUGUGGGAGGUUUACAGAUUCCUUCUAGAAGAAAAUUAUAGAUUUGACAUGUCAUGUAUGGUUGGUAGAAAUCGGAUUGUAUACAAAGUCAGAAGAACGUUGAUGGGUUGGUGAGCUCAAUCACCAACUCUCUUAUGGUCUUGCUCUGGAAGAAUGUCUUAUGAGUGGUGAGCUUAUCCUUCAUCUUAUUGUGCUGCUCACCUUUUUAGGCAUUUUGUAUCUAAAAUUGUGUGUCAAGCAUCGAUGAUCCCUUUGUACAGUUCAUUCGUAAAUUAUUGCCACAUUUAGUUGAGCUUGUCUUUACAGUAUGUGUUAGUUAAAUCUACUUAAAGAAACUUAAACUCUUC